AUGUCAACCACCUCUCCGAAGAAGAAGAUCCCAUAUCACCACCAUCAUGUCCUGCGACACAAACUGCAGUCCAUGCCCACCCCGGAACCAGCAUUGCUGGCGCAAGAGGUGGUUGACGAUUUAUUAGUGCUGUGUAUAAAGACAAUAUGUGAAGAAGAGGCGCAGAAACAAGGCAUAUCAUAUCCGAUGAUUGAGUCAGUGGCUCUGGAGUCCUUAGCGGCAGCGAUGGACGAAUUCAUGCUCAGAUUCCUUUCGAAGGUCCGACGCUCCAUGCUCGCUGCCCGGCGAACCUAUCCCAUCGCGACGGAUUUCGAGACCGCCAUAGAUGUUCUCGAUAUUCCUCGGCCCGACGAUCAACUCGCCCCAUACGAGACGCAACCCUCAAUCAACCCUCCUUUGUUGCCAACGCCACCUCCUGAAGAUGAAUUCCACAACCUCGUCGAACUCCCAGCAUCAUUUCUCGGCCCCGGCUUGGACGGCCACGGCGAGCUGAAGAGAUUCUCAUUCACGACCAAGGGGUUGCCUGAGCUGCCUUCUGCACAUACUUAUAGGGAUACGCCUGUCUACCCAGAUCGACAGUCUGAUAGUAGGAAAAUCAGAGAACUGGCGACUCACGAAGGGAAACUCGGUGAGCAGGCACUGCGCAAGCUGGCAGGGGCCGUUAAAUUGGAUGCUGCUCAUCCGCUCGAGACGGAAAUUAUGUCUUCCAAGCAGAAACCUCCAGUGAUCAUUCGCCGUAAGAGGUGGAAGACCGGAGUUGAUUUGUCAGAGGAGGCAGUUUUUGAAGAAACCCUGCGCGACUUGCUGGCCAAGGAGCGUGGUGGAUUUGAGCUGGGACCGAUUGUCAAUUGCGAGAAAUCGUAUCGAAUGCCGGAAGAACUGAUGACAAAAAGGGGACCGGCUAACAGUUCUCUUCCUGAAAAGCGGAGCGGCUCAGGUCUGCAGGGUGGUGAUGUGGCCAUGCAGCUUUGA
Molecule: messenger RNA, 972 nt
Organism: Fonsecaea nubica
Lineage: Eukaryota; Fungi; Ascomycota; Eurotiomycetes; Chaetothyriales; Herpotrichiellaceae
Exons: 2
Coding region: 1-972 (323 amino acids)
Biological process (GO): transcription initiation at RNA polymerase II promoter
Cellular component (GO): transcription factor TFIID complex
Source: RefSeq, a predicted model, not a curated record